Molecule: messenger RNA, 2019 nt
Organism: Daphnia carinata
Lineage: Eukaryota; Metazoa; Arthropoda; Branchiopoda; Diplostraca; Daphniidae
Gene: vilya
Exons: 7
Coding region: 80-1735 (551 amino acids)
Biological process (GO): protein ubiquitination
Molecular function (GO): ubiquitin protein ligase activity
Source: RefSeq, a predicted model, not a curated record
UUCAUGUUUCAUGAAGUAGGAAAGGAUCAAGAUAGUACCUGAUGUGUAAAAAAUCAAGGUAAUAAUAUCUUUGAAAGAAAUGGAAAAAUUUAAUGAUAAAUUGUCAGAAGAAGACGAAGAGUUUGUUUUGUGUCAAAUUUGCUGCCUUAACUUUGAUGAGGAAGAACAUGUGCCAAAGUAUUUGAAGUGUCACCACUUUUUUUGCCUGUCAUGCAUCAAGCGUCUGACAGGUCCCAAUGAGAGUAUGAUUUCUUGCCCAACAUGUAGAACACAGUCAAUUUUAUCUCCCAAAAAAUGUGAAGAAUUAUUUACCAAUCGCAUUGCCUUACGUCUUUCAAAAGUGGUGGAAGGAGUUCAAGAGAAGGCAGAGAAAGAAGCGAAACAACAGCAGCAGUGGUGUUCAGUAUGUGCCUUUCCUGCAUGUGAUGGUUGCCGUGAAUCCCAACAUCCAAUCCAAGAUUCCACCCAAUUCUGUAACACAAGAAUGUUGCUGCUAAAAUCUAUUAUCGACAAGACAAACUAUCUGUGCAAUGAAGCAUUAGUAGAUUGCCACAAGAUUAUGUCAGCGCACCAAGUCAUUCUUCAGUGGAUCAAAUGGCUCCAGCUGGAAAUUGUUCAAAGCGCUGCAAAAAACACUGCCACUAUUGCUCAGCUCGAAUCUCUUAUAACAGAUGAAACCUGGACCCAUAUUCCUCAAGAAGCCAAUAUGAAUGCCACCAUUAACAACAUCAAUCAACUUAUAGCCAAAUGCGCUGAUCGAUGCCAAAUGGCCGAAAAAGCCGAAGCAGAAUCCCACAACUUUCUUCGUGCUUACUGCAGCGCCCAUCAGGAAUCCGCAAAAUUUUUCGAACCUGAGCUGUUCUCAAGCGAUGGUUCACCUCCAGAUUUGGUCAGUUGGUUAAAAAGGCUGAAUACUUUUGAGGAAGGAAUCACUUUAAACCAAGCUAAUAAGCGCUGUGUUAACGUCCUUGCGUUCCUUAUUUCGCUGUUGAGCGGAGAACAGCUUCCCACAGACGCAUCUUCCUUGAACUGUGUCUUUACUAGUAAUGAUGUCGAUACAAAUGCGAAAAACAUCGCCACAGAAAAUUACUAUGCAGAUAUUACCAAUGAACCACGCCCUUCUUGUUCUGGCACUCACCGGCUUGCAAAACGAUUUGAUGAAGACGAUUCAGAAUCCAUCGCCCACGGAUGUAAAAGAGAAUGGGGUUCAGUUUUACAAAAAACUGAAAAUGUUUGGAGCAUGAAUAAUUCAACCAAACAGGAUGAUAAUGCGUAUCGUUCCCUCGGUGGAAUGGACGCGCAGCAAGAGCCCGGAGGAGCGCAACUAAUUAUGAGCACGUACAAUAAUUUAGUCCAUGAGAGCGUGGCUCUUCCAUAUGGAACUGCAGGAGCUGGAGCAGCCGUAAUGCACGAUAUUCAGCACGAAGAAGGCAUGGAGAUACAAGAGGUAUUCCAUAGCCGGACGCCAAGAAGGAGUCAAAUUUAUGGAUCAAAUAAAGCCGAAAACCCUUUGCAACAAGGAUAUCGCACCGGCAUGCAAAUACGCAAAGCACCUGAAGCACGUUUAGCGCGUCGCCCAUCUCCUACGUUACCGCUUAGUCUUGCUCGUAAUAGUGUCGCUCCUGCUGCUGCCAUAACCAAUAAUGGCACGUGGACUGGAGGAGAUAAUCCAGAAAUUAUCGAAAUACGAACUGUGAAUCCAUCAAACUGGCCUUUGAAUAAUCCUCCCAGAUAAGGUACCUUGAAUUCAGACACAAUAUGUGUUACAGUAUAAAUUACGAUGUACACAUAAAUAGCUAGUCGCUGUGAUGCAAAACAACCAAAUCGGAUGUACAGCACGGACAGAAUAGGAGUCAGUGGCUAUCAUCUGUCAUAUUCAUAAUUUCUUUUUAAAAUUUGGUAUUUUUAUGUACGCACCAACUCAAAAGACUCGUUUGUACUGUUUAAUUUUAAUCACAAAUAACCUCAUUAUUGACGUUUAACAUUUGAGGGAAUCCUCAUCAGCCGUCGACAUCAAUU